This is a messenger RNA of Coffea eugenioides, 735 nucleotides long. RefSeq lists its product as uncharacterized. The record is from RefSeq and is a predicted model, not a curated record. The transcript has a single exon. Gene Ontology annotation, biological process: defense response to other organism. NCBI's taxonomy places the organism in Eukaryota, Viridiplantae, Streptophyta, Magnoliopsida, Gentianales, Rubiaceae. Bases 1 to 735 code for a protein of 244 amino acids.
AUGAGUUCUUCUGCACCAUCUAAACAUGGCUUCCGACAGGUUGUGGUUCCCAUAGUUGAUAAUCGACAAUUCAUGGGUGCCGAUCAAGUUGCCCCCAGACCCACCCAAGAAUCCCCAUGCGGUAGAAUCUGUGCUAUUGUUGCCUGCAUAAUCCUCGUGCUUCUAUGUCCUGGAUUGUUUGGAUACACGAUUGAACUGGUUAAUAAUUUCAAAGAUCCCCGGUUUCAAGUAGAAUCUUUCUCAUUCUCUGCUCCCAAGCUUUCCACUAGGAGUGAUAAUAUUAAUGAUAUUCCAAUAACAGCAAAUUGGAGCAUAGGGAUCUCGAUCACGAACCCGGCUAAGCACCAUGCUGUCACUUUUGAAAAUAUUGAGGUAUCAGUCUUGUACGAUGCCACGAAGAUUCUUUCCACGGAAACAAUUGGAACAUUUCGUGAAGCACCAAUGGAUGUGACGAGGUUUGUGGUGCAUCCAAAAGCGUGGUUGGAAAGUUCAGUCGCGAGUGCCAUUGCUAAUGACUCAAGGGCUGAUGGAGCUGUUGAUUUUGAUUUGAGGGUUUGGGCCAAUUCAACCUAUAUUAUGAAGAUUACUCACAAGAGAUAUCAUCUUGUUUUCGAUGUUCAUUGCAGGAACUUGAAAGUUGGAUUUUCGUCUAAUGCAACUGAAGGUGAGAUGCUGCUCGGAGGAUCAAAACAAUGUCUGAUCGCGGGCUAUCUGGAGAUGCAUACAUAUAAUUAA